Molecule: messenger RNA, 1434 nt
Organism: Fusarium poae
Lineage: Eukaryota; Fungi; Ascomycota; Sordariomycetes; Hypocreales; Nectriaceae
Gene: FAH12
Product: Oleate hydroxylase fah12
Exons: 2
Coding region: 1-1434 (477 amino acids)
Biological process (GO): lipid metabolic process
Molecular function (GO): oxidoreductase activity
Source: RefSeq, a predicted model, not a curated record
AUGGCGUCAACUUCGGCUCUGCCUAAGCAGAACCCUGCUCUUAGACGCACCGUCACCUCCACCACCGUGACGGAUACUGAGUCUGCUGCUGUCUCUCCUUCAGACUCUCCCCGCCACUCGGCCUCUUCCACCUCGCUCUCAUCUCUCUCCGAGGUCGACAUUUCCAAGCCCAAGGCCGAAUAUGGUGUUAUGCUCGACACCUACGGCAACAAGUUCGAGGUUCCCGACUUCACCAUCAAGGAGAUCUACAAUGCCAUUCCCAAGCAUUGUUUCAAGCGCUCCGCUCUCAAGGGAUACGGAUACAUCCUUCGCGACAUUGUCCUCCUUGCCACCACCUUUAGUAUCUGGUACAACUAUGUGACCCCCGAGUACAUCCCCAGCACCCCCGCCCGCGCUGGUCUCUGGGCCGUCUAUACUGUUCUCCAGGGUCUUUUCGGUACCGGUCUCUGGGUCAUUGCUCACGAGUGUGGCCACGGUGCUUUCUCUGACUCCCGCCUCAUCAACGACAUCACCGGCUGGGUUCUCCACUCUUCUCUCCUCGUCCCCUACUUCAGCUGGCAAAUCUCCCACCGAAAGCACCACAAGGCUACCGGAAACAUGGAGCGUGACAUGGUCUUUGUCCCCCGAACUCGCGAGCAGCAGGCUACUCGUCUCGGCAAGAUGACCCACGAGCUUGCCCACCUCACUGAGGAGACUCCCGCCUUCACUCUGAUCAUGCUUGUUCUCCAGCAGCUGGUCGGCUGGCCCAACUACCUCAUGACCAACGUUACCGGCCACAACUACCACGAGCGUCAGAAGGAGGGCCGUGGCAAGGGUAAACACAACGGUCUCGGUGGCGGUGUCAACCACUUCGAUCCCCGCAGCCCUCUUUACGAGCACAGCGACGCCAAGCUCAUCGUCCUGAGCGACAUUGGUAUCGCCCUGACGGGUACCGCUCUGUACUUCCUCAUUCAGAAGUUUGGCUUCUACAACAUGGCCAUCUGGUACUUCGUUCCCUACCUUUGGGUUAACCACUGGCUCGUUGCUAUUACCUUCCUCCAGCACACCGAUCCUACUCUUCCCCACUACACCAACGACGAGUGGAACUUUGUCCGCGGUGCCGCUGCCACUAUCGAUCGUGAGAUGGGUUUUAUCGGCCGACACCUUCUCCACGGUAUCAUCGAGACUCACGUCCUCCACCACUACGUCAGCAGCAUCCCCUUCUACAACGCCGACGAGGCUACCGAGGCUAUCAAGCCUGUCAUGGGCAAGCACUACCGCGCCGACGUCCAGGAUGGCCCCCGUGGCUUCAUUCGUGCCAUGUACCGCAGUGCCCGUAUGUGCCAGUGGGUUGAGCCCAGUGCUGAGGCUGAGGGUGCUGGCAAGGGUGUUCUGUUCUUCCGCAACCGCAACAAGGUUGGCACUGCCCCUGCUGUCAUCAAGCCCGCUGCUUAA